AUUAAUGAAAACGAUUACCGCAGUAAAGUUACUUUGGAAUAUGUUUCACGAAUAUUAGAAAGGAAAAUCUAUUUUACCACACCCCCCAAUUUUGCGAAAAUGGAAUUUCCAUAUAUUAACAUGGCCGAAGAAAAAGAAAUCCAU
Messenger RNA from Racocetra fulgida, 144 nucleotides. The record is from the annotation of a GenBank genome assembly. NCBI's taxonomy places the organism in Eukaryota, Fungi, Glomeromycota, Glomeromycetes, Diversisporales, Gigasporaceae.